AUGAAUUUAGAUAAUGAUAAAGAACUCAAUGAUCUCCUUGAUCUCAAUGCGGUAAAACAUCAAGCGCGUUUUUCAAAUAGUGCUAUCAGUACACCAUCAUCAUUAUCUCGACUUCCUCUUCCGAUGUUGUGUUCAACAGCUGCUUAUCGAACUGGAACUCAUGUUCCACCACCUUCAAUAAAUACUGAAUCAAUCUAUACAACAAAUAGUACUAGUUCAACUAAAAAUUAUUGGACAUCAUCAACAACAUAUGACGAACCGAUUUAUGAUGGGAAUUAUAGUAAUCGUGAUAUUCUUCAUCCAUUUAUAACAUCAGAACCAUUGAAUCAAUCUAAUGAAUUUUCUUCAUCAAACUCAACAUCCCGUACAUCAACCAAUGAUUUGACAUAUUCCGAAAAACUUAAUGAGAAAACACGUCGAUCGACAAAUGUUUAUACUUCGGAGGAUUAUAAUCCAGAAAAUCCUGGUCGAUAUCCAACAGGAAAAUCAGUCUAUGGAAAUGAAUCCGCUUAUUAUGUUGACAGUCAAAAUGGUAAUCCAUGGUUAGGACCAACAUCAAAUUAUAUACCGAAUGACCUUCCUAAUAAUCAUGGUACAUAUGAUGCCAAUGGAACAUGUUUACCAUCGAUGGCAAGUUUUCGACCUCAACAACCAACAACAUAUACGAGUAAUGGCAAUGAUCAAACAGUACAAACUGGAGAAACACUCGGCAAAGCAUUACAAUCAAUUUAUCCUAGCGAACAUCCCUAUUCUUCAACAUCAUCAACACCUGUUGAAUCACCACCAGUAAAUGGAUCUAGUCAAGCAUGGAUAAAUGCAACGCAAACAUAUCAUCAUCUUCCCCCAAGAUUAGAUGUUGAUGAUUCUUUUCGACAAACUGAUUAUCAUCAUUAUUAUACUGGUUAUCAUCAUCCACAUUCCACUGGAGCAUAUUCAGCAUUUUUAAAUCAUCCAACAACAUCGGAUACAUCAACACGAAAUCGACUUCAUGAUCCCUAUUUACCAUAUGGUAACCCUCCAUCUGCAUCGUCAUCGACAUCAUCAAAUGAUGCUAAUAUAACAUCAUUAAAUUCUGAUUUAAAACUUGAAUCUCUUGAUAAAGUUAAAAAUGAUGUUGAGAAUAAAUCACCAUCAACAACAAAUGGUACAUCACAAUUAACAACAGAAAAAUUAAAUGAAUUCAAUCUUCGACAUGAAAUAACACAAGAGAAUGCAACACCAUUAACAAUUGCAGUUGGGGAUCCAAAUGGAACACAUAUUGGUCCAACAUCAUCCUCAUCAUCAACAAAAUUACGAAAUUCAUUAACAUUAAGUCCAAAUAGUCAUAUAAAUUUAUCAUAUAUGCGUGGUGGACCAGCAUCAGAAGGUAGUAUUAUUGAUCCUGAUGAAACACCUGAAGAACGUGAACGACGAGAAAAAGAUCGAAGAGCAGCAAAUAAUGCACGAGAAAGAUUACGUGUAAGAGAUAUAAAUGAUGCAUUUAAAGAACUCGGUCGUAUGUGUUCAAUUCAUAUGCGAAAUGAUAAGCCAGUUACUAAACUAGGCGUACUUCAACAAGCAGUUAAUUUAAUAACAUCACUUGAACAACAAGUUCGAGAACGCAAUUUAAAUCCAAAAGCUGCAUGUUUACGUCGACGUGCUGAAGAAAAAUCUGAAGAUCACAAUGGAAAUAUGAAUUUAAUGACAUCACAAGGUUCAAUGUUGUUACCCACUGAAUCUUCAUCCAUUGAUGGACCUAGUUUUAUGGAACAAAUGCAUCAAUCAAUACCACCAUCUUAUUGGCAACAAUGA
Messenger RNA from Rotaria sp. Silwood2, 1791 nucleotides. The record is from the annotation of a GenBank genome assembly. NCBI's taxonomy places the organism in Eukaryota, Metazoa, Rotifera, Eurotatoria, Philodinida, Philodinidae.